This is a messenger RNA of Polypterus senegalus (gray bichir), 2522 nucleotides long. It is a transcript of the gene ccn2b, whose product is annotated as cellular communication network factor 2b. Lineage: Eukaryota; Metazoa; Chordata; Cladistia; Polypteriformes; Polypteridae. Bases 103 to 1143 code for a protein of 346 amino acids. The record is from RefSeq and is a predicted model, not a curated record. Gene Ontology annotation, cellular component: extracellular matrix; extracellular region. The transcript has 5 exons. Gene Ontology annotation, molecular function: heparin binding; integrin binding. Gene Ontology annotation, biological process: cell adhesion; signal transduction.
ACGGAGAAAAUUGCUCCGCUUCCAAACAAGACUCCCCGAGAGCUUACCGCUGAGAACUCUUGGACAUAACUCCCGAGAGCGAGGAAAAAGAAUCGCGCUGAAAUGUACGGAAAAGUAUUCGUCCGAGUGUGCGUCGUUUUAGUGGCCGUCUGCAUGGUUUGGGGGGAGGACUGCUCAUUUCCCUGCAGAUGCCCCUCAAUACAUCCGAUUUGCCCUUUGGGUACCAGCCUGAUCCUGGAUGGAUGUGGAUGCUGCAAAGUUUGUGCAAAGCAAGUCGGAGAGCCCUGCAGUUUUCUGGAGCCAUGCGACCAACACAAGGGCUUGUAUUGCGAUUACUCCAUCCUGAGCGAUAAAGAGACUGGAGUCUGUAUGGCCCAAGAAGGAGCUACAUGUGACCUGGGUGGAGUUAUUUACCGUAGUGGAGAGACAUUUCAGCCCAGCUGCAAACACCAUUGCAUAUGCAUGAACGGGGAAAUCGGCUGCGUCCCAACAUGUGCCAACGAUAUGCAACUGGCCUCGCCCGACUGUCCAUUCCCUCGACGUAUCAAGAUCCCUGGCAAGUGCUGUGAGGACUGGGUGUGUGACCAGAAGCAGCAAGCUGACCAGUAUCAGGCCGUCAUGGCAGUGUAUCAAGAAGUCCCAGCAUUCAACUCCGAAACGGAAAGUCCACAAGAGAACUGCAUCGUUCAGACAACAGAAUGGAGUGAGUGUUCCAAGAGCUGUGGCAUGGGCAUUUCAACCCGUGUCACCAAUGACAAUGAACAGUGUCAACUGGAAAAGCAAAGCCGCCUCUGCGUGGUUCGCCCCUGUGAAGGCUUUCAAGAGAAGGAUAUCAAGAAAGGAAAAAAGUGUGUGCGUACUCCUAAGACCACCAAGGCUAUGAGAUUUGAGCUUUCCGGCUGCACCAGCACACGUACGUACAAACCCAAAUUUUGCGGGGUGUGCACUGAUGGCCGCUGUUGCACUCCACACACAACGGGUACCAUGGAGGUGGAAUUCAGGUGCCCAGAAGGGGAUAAGUUCCACCGAAAAAUGAUGUUUAUCAGGACCUGCUCCUGCCAUCACAACUGUCCCCAGGACAACGAUAUCUUCUUGUCCACAAACCAUCGAAGGAUGUUUGAUGAUUAUGACAAUGACAACUGAAUCAUUCAAUCGAGUUUCCAGAUACAGGACUUCAAACUUUUUACCAUGAGACCAUGAAGAACACUGAAAAUGACAAUUAAAAGGCAGAGUUCCUAUUUAGGAGAUUUGAUUUAAAUAGUAGGCCUGCUGUACCAAAAAUAUACCCAGGUAGGGAGCUGGCAUGAUCCUUUGGCUUUAGAGUAAAGCUAAAACAGGCAUUUGCAGUAUUGAUUUGCAUACAUUAAGAACUUUGCUAAGCUGGCAGCUCAGAAAAAAACUUUUAUUUCUACCGAAAACAACGAUGGUGGCAUCUUUGGACAUAACCUGACAUGCGGCACAAAUAUAAGUAUCCCAAAAUUCAAAUACAAGGGCUGGCGUCAGUCUGCAGUUUUUGCUUAUGUAUGUAGUAAAGUGUAUUGUUUAUAGAAAGUUUGAAAAAAGUCAGCUGUGCGGUCAUCCUUUGUGUUUGGUCUGAUGUGUCUUGACACCCCUUAUUUGUGGUGGGAUUUGAAUGAAAUGCCCUCCAUUGUUCUAUGGAUUGUACUCGAGCAGUGGAAUCUUUUUAUUUUUUAUUUUAGUAGUUGAGUCAGCAGAAGGGCUACUGUGCUCCACAGAAAAUAGGAUACAAAAUGUCUCCCUAAUCGCCUCCAAAUCCGAAUUCAAAUGAAUUCGCAAAGUAAUUCGCACUGAAGGUUUCCUACUAGCAGCAUUUUAAAGUAGCAUUUCCUUGACUGUGAUGAUCUGCGAUUUAACAUAAUCCUCCAAUCAGCCAACAGUUCAUCUCAGACAGACGCAGCAGCGAUCCAAUCAAUGCCCUCCUUUAGAAGCAGGUGCACACAGCUGGGUUUCAUCUUGUUGAUGUGAGUGGAAGACGGCUGACAUGCUGAUGCAGCUGCGAGUUAGAAGGCACUUUGUGGACUGCUGCAUAAUUUUGUUAUUAAACCAUCUGGUGCUCCUGCUGAUGGAGUCAUUGCACCAUCUUCCAGUUUCACAUUACAUGUCACUGUAUCGCCUCGGGUCCUGACUUCCAUUUGUAAACGUCCUCCUGAUUUCUCAGAAGCAAUAAUGAAAUGAAAUCUGUGCUUGCUUGACUUCCACGAGUGAACUUUUCAGCGUGGCCACACCGGGAUGGUAGCCUUAAAAGUAUUUGUCAACAACACAUUUAACAUGUGGCUUUAUUAAAUGUAGCAUUGGCUAGGAAGAUUAAUCUCGGAUAUAAAACAUUUGUGUAAAUUGUGUAAAUAGCUUGAUGUAUAGUUUUGUACUAUAAUUUAUAUUACCUAUGUAAUGUGGUACUGUAAUCCAUUUGUUUUACUGAAAAUGCCCCGUUUGUGCAUUGCAAAAGGAGUAAGCAAAAACGUGUUGCACUUUAGUUGAUUCAAUAAAGUUUUAUAUUUUUA